Gracilinanus agilis (Agile Gracile Mouse Opossum) is the source of this 917-nucleotide messenger RNA. RefSeq names its product protein MEMO1-like. The transcript has a single exon. NCBI's taxonomy places the organism in Eukaryota, Metazoa, Chordata, Mammalia, Didelphimorphia, Didelphidae. The record is from RefSeq and is a predicted model, not a curated record. Bases 13 to 906 code for a protein of 297 amino acids.
ACAGGUUCUAAGAUGUCCAACCGAGUGGUCUGCCGGGAAGCCAGUCACGCCAGGAGCUGGUACACAGCCUCAGGUCCUCAAUUGAAUGCACAAUUAGAAGGUUGGCUUUCACAAGUACAGUCCACAAAAAGACCUGCUAGAGCCAUUAUUGCCCCCCAUGCAGGAUAUACUUACUGUGGGUCUUGUGCUGCUCAUGCUUACAAACAAGUGGAUCCAUCUAUUACCCAGAGAAUAUUCAUUCUUGGGCCUUCUCAUCAUGUGCCCCUAUCUCGAUGUGCACUUUCCAGUGUGAAUAUAUAUAGAACACCUUUGUAUGAUCUUCGUAUUGAUCAAAAGAUUUAUGGAGAGCUGUGGAAGACAGGAAUGUUUGAGCGCAUGUCUCUGCAAACAGAUGAAGACGAACACAGUAUUAAAAUGCAUUUGCCUUAUACUGCUAAAGCCAUGGAAAGCCAUAAGGAUGAGUUUACCAUUAUUCCUGUAUUGGUUGGAGCUCUGAGUGAGUCAAAAGAACAGGAAUUCGGAAAACUCUUCAGUAAAUAUCUAGCGGAUCCUAGUAAUCUCUUUGUGGUUUCUUCUGAUUUCUGCCAUUGGGGUCAAAGGUUCCGUUACAGUUACUAUGAUGAGUCCCAGGGGGAGAUUUAUAGAUCCAUUGAACAUCUAGAUAAAAUGGGCAUGAGCAUUAUAGAACAACUAGACCCUGUAUCUUUUAGCAAUUACUUGAAGAAGUAUCAUAAUACAAUAUGUGGAAGACAUCCCAUUGGGGUGUUACUAAAUGCUAUCACAGAGCUCCAGAAGAAUGGAAUGAAUAUGAGCUUUUCAUUUUUGAAUUAUGCCCAGUCAAGCCAGUGUAGAAACUGGCAAGACAGUUCAGUGAGUUAUGCAGCUGGAGCACUAACAGUCCACUGAAGCUCUGAAUA